AAAUCAAAAGAAUCAUUCAUUUGAAAGAUAGAGAGUGUUGAAAAUUCCACUCUACCCAUAACAUGUGGGAAGACUUAUUGGUCUACGAUGAUGCAAGUAUUUGGCCUAUAUAACCCACUUGCAAACUAGAUCUCUUAUAUACUUAAACAGUCACAAACAAAUAUAGAUAAGUUAUUAUUUGUGGGUGAGAGAUAGUUUCUCAUAUUGUGUCAAGAUGAGUGAGGGUAAGGUAGUUGAAGCAAAAGCUCAAAAUUCACUUCAUGAUUUUGAUCCUCAAAAGAAGCCCAAAAGAAACAAGUAUGCUUUUGCUUGUGCUAUUUUAGCUUCCAUGACUUCCAUUUUGCUUGGCUAUGAUAUUGGAGUUAUGAGUGGAGCAGCAAUCUACAUAAAAAGAGAUCUUAGAGUGUCGGAUGUACAAAUUGAGGUUCUCUUAGGAAUCAUCAACAUCUACUCUCUCAUUGGUUCAUGUCUAGCUGGAAGAACCUCUGAUUGGAUUGGUCGUCGUUACACCAUUGUUCUUGCCGGUGCCAUCUUUUUUGUUGGAGCCUUACUCAUGGGUUUCUCACCAAACUACGCAUUUCUCAUGUUUGGCCGCUUCGUUGCUGGCGUUGGCAUCGGCUAUGCCCUCAUGAUUGCCCCUGUUUACACUGCUGAAGUCUCUCCCGCUUCCUCUCGUGGCUUCCUUACUUCUUUUCCCGAGGUUUUUAUAAACGGUGGAAUAUUACUUGGAUACAUAUCAAACUAUGCAUUUUCCAAACUAUCACUUAAACUAGGUUGGAGAAUGAUGCUUGGAAUCGGCGCAAUUCCAUCGGUAAUCCUAGCCGUUGGAGUUUUAGCCAUGCCAGAGUCACCACGUUGGCUUGUAAUGAAAGGUCGUUUAGGAGAUGCCACAAAAGUACUCAACAAAACAUCAGAUUCCAAAGAAGAAGCUCAACUAAGAUUAGCCGAAAUAAAACAAGCCGCUGGAAUACCUGAAGAAUGUACAGACGACGUCGUUGAGGUCAAAAUUAAAAACACGGGUGAAGGUGUAUGGAAAGAGCUUUUCCUUUAUCCUACACCCACAGUUCGUCAUAUUGUAAUCGCAGCAUUAGGAAUUCACUUUUUUCAACAAGCUUCUGGUAUAGACGCCGUCGUUCUAUAUAGUCCUACAAUCUUCAAAAAAGCUGGAAUCAACGGUGAUACACAUCUUCUACUUGCAACUAUAGCCGUUGGAUUUGUUAAAACAAUGUUUAUUUUGGUUGCUACUUUUAUGUUGGAUCGUUAUGGUCGUCGUCCGUUGUUACUCACUAGUGUUGGUGGUAUGGUAGUCUCGCUUCUCACGCUCGCUACCAGCCUUACGAUUAUUGAUCAUUCGCCAACAAAGCUAAAUUGGGCCGUUGGAUUGAGUAUAGCAACUGUUUUGUCUUAUGUGGCAACUUUUUCAAUUGGUGCUGGACCUAUCACAUGGGUUUAUAGUAGUGAAAUUUUUCCUUUGAGGUUAAGAGCACAAGGUUGUGCUAUGGGAGUUGUGGUGAAUAGGCUCACAAGUGGGGUUAUUUCAAUGACGUUUUUGUCCUUAGCUAAGGCAAUUACAAUUGGUGGAGGUUUUUACCUCUUUGGAGGUAUUGCUUUAAUUGCUUGGAUAUUUUUUUAUAUUAUGCUUCCUGAAACACAAGGGAAAACACUUGAAGAAAUGGAAGCAUCUUUUGGUAAAAUUUGGAGAAAAUCAAAGAAUGAUAAGGAAGUUCAGAAUGAUAAGGACCAAGUUGCACAAGUCCAGUUAGGAACCAAUGUCUCAACUUAGUAUAGAUAAAUGUGUAUUAUUAUUAGGGGUGAUAUAUAUCAUAUAAUAUAUAUAGUGGUUAAUUUGUGUGUUUUAGAGUA
Trifolium pratense (red clover) is the source of this 1863-nucleotide messenger RNA. Its product is annotated as polyol transporter 5-like. Bases 215 to 1783 code for a protein of 522 amino acids. Gene Ontology annotation, biological process: transmembrane transport. The transcript is spliced from 3 exons. The record is from RefSeq and is a predicted model, not a curated record. Gene Ontology annotation, cellular component: membrane. Lineage: Eukaryota; Viridiplantae; Streptophyta; Magnoliopsida; Fabales; Fabaceae. Gene Ontology annotation, molecular function: carbohydrate:proton symporter activity.